AUGAACAACAGAAAUGAUACGAUCGUACCGACCGAAAAUGGCAACUUUAUCGAGCCUCCGCCAAUGAGAUGGACUCUCAGGUUGAUUUUCGUCGUGGUUUUCAUCGUCGGAGUCAUUGGUAAUUCUGUAGUAUGCGCCGCAGUGAUCCGACGUAAGCGAAUGCGGACCAGCAACAACAUCUUUACCUUCAAUCUCGCGCUCUGUGACUUGCUCAACGUGGUGAUUUAUCUGCCGACGCAGAUGGCUGCGUUCGAGAACGAUCACAACUGGGCAGUGGGAAAUUUCAUGUGUCUCUUUGUGUACAUUCUUGUUCCUCUAUGUUUGUGUGCAUCGAUUGGGACACUGUUGGCCAUAACCUGCGACAGGUAUAGAGCAAUCGCUUAUCCAAUGAAACCACGAUUAAGCGGCAAGAUGGUCAAGAUUAUUUUAGCCACUAUUUGGAGCAGCUCGCUUGUGAUCUGCUUUCCGCUGAUUUUCGUCGCGGGAGAGAUACGGCCUUCGCCGGGCAAGGUCUACUGCGACGAAACUUGGCCAGCACCAAUUUACAUGGAAAUCUAUUGGAACUUUAUAUUUGUGAUUCAGUACUUUCUACCUUUGACAAUUAUAGCCGUUUUAGCUGUUUUGAUCGCCAUUAAAAUUCGCCAGAACAACGCGAUACACUUGCUUCCUAAAAGUUCUCAAGCAAUUGCAAAUGCAGUGAGGCAAAGAAUGAAGCAGACUUCUAAAAUAACUAACAUGCUCAUCGCCCUCGUAGUUCUAUACGCAAUCUGUAUGCUACCACAGCAUAUUAACUUCUUGUGGUUCACUUAUGGCAACUUGAAAAGUUCCAAAUAUAGUAUUUAUGUCCUUCGAUUCUCCAACGUGUUUCCUAUGGCGAAUAGUGCGUUGAAUCCUAUUGCUUACGGGACACUGAACAAGGAAUUUAAAAAAGUGUUCAAAGGCUUCUUUGAGUGUGACUGCCGUAAAAGUGAUUCUGAUGUUUACUCAGCGAAAAGAACGCCUAAUCCUUUAAACAGAAGUGGCAAGUUUAGGUUAGCAGUGUACAAGCACGCAAACGAGGAAGACUCAUCCAGCGAUGCGGCGGAAAAAGGUCGAAAAUCCAGUACACCCUCCCUUGCGUCAUUUGGAAAAAGGAAAGAUCCGAGAAGGAAAGGAAAAAAGGAUCUUAAAAAAGGGUCGGACAUAAUUCAAGAUUUUGUACCUAACGGAAAUGCGACACUCAGUACAUCUCUCAAUUCACAAGAUCAUAACUGCAACGAACAAGGAAGUUCCAAGAACGAUUUUUUCGAAAUCGAAGACCUUGACGUUAACGUGUCCCCGGCAACGACAAAAGACUUUCUUAAGUUGCCCGCAAGAUCACCUGUACUUGAACAGCGGGAAGAAGAACAAGAGUUAUUAAUGAAUGAAAGAAGAAAGGAAGGGAAACCUAUAACUGCGCGAGGUUUUAAAGACCGAAACUCACUAGAAGAUCCGAAGAAGCCUUCUUAUGAUGAAACCACACCACAGCGUGGCGCGGACGAUUAUGGUAGAAAACUUGACUUGAACGCCUUAGAUUUGAAAGAUAAUCUAACAACACAACUGUUAGCUCAUGAUUUCGAAAACGAUGCAGUCAUAAACAGUUGGGUUGAAGUAACCAAUAUAGAUAAAAAGCUUCUAGCCUAUAUUUCCGCGUUAAAAGAGACCGACAUUUAG
This is a messenger RNA of Porites evermanni, 1692 nucleotides long. Lineage: Eukaryota; Metazoa; Cnidaria; Anthozoa; Scleractinia; Poritidae. The record is from the annotation of a GenBank genome assembly.